AUUUCUGUCAUUUACUUACAAAUUUCUUUUAUCGUCCUCAUUUAAUUGUCCAAGCGGUCCACUACUGCUCAAGAUAAGUGAACUUAUCAAGAAAAUGUUGGUGGACACACCGAUCUCUCACGGCAAGGCGACGAUCCGGCUUAUCAACCCGAACCAGUCGAGGGAGGAGACGUUGUUGGACAUGAUCACGGCGAUCGACACGUUGGCGACGAUUUCGGCGGACAUCUUCUCCUCCAUCAAGGGCCGGCUGGACGAGCAGCGCAAUCAUCUCGCCGCGCUCGAUGGCAGGGUCAACGUCGCCGCGGAGAGGGUCGAACAGGUUCGAGGUUCGGCGAAAGCGAUCCGGAUAAUUUCCACGGCCAAGUUUCCCUCCGAGGAAGACGACGACAUGAAAUCGCACCUCAAGCCGAUGACGAUUAUUCCGACGAGGAGUGACACGUGGUCCCCCACAAUUUCUGGCCCCCGGACCAGCCUGCCUACCCGCUUCGACGCCCCGAUUCAACACCCGGACGACCUGCUGGCCUGUUUUCAUGUCCGUGACGUCGCCGUGUCGCCGCUCGGGGUGGCCUUGGCGGAAACCGGGUUGGAUCACGCGCCCCCGUCGCUGCGCCAUGUCGACUCGUUCCUCCUCUUCAACACGACGGAGAACCCGUAUCGGCACUAUCGCCUACCCGGAAAAGCGGGUAGAAUCAGCAAUAAGCAUCAGCAUUUAAGGAGAGACGACAAUUUUCUGGAGACGACGACGACGCCGUCGCCGCGACCACCGGAGACCUCGUCGCCACCAAAGGCGAGCAAACUGGACGAUUUUUACUACUCCCCGUCAACCCUGAGCAUUCCGGAUAUCGACGUUCCCGACCAGCUGCCAGACUUGGAAGGCAUCGUGGAUCACCUGGAUUACUUCCCUUCUCUGAAUGAAAAUGAGGCUGGCUUGGGAUUUUUCUCCUUCAGUCCGACCCCCACGACCGUAGAACCACCACCCGCUCCACCCACCGCGCCCGCGCCCACCGCGACCACUUCUUCACCAAGUAAGACCAUCGCUCCCACCAGCAUUCCGCCACCCUCUGCCGCCGCACCGCCACCACCCCCGCCCCCACCGACGCAAGCUCCCCCUCCCCCAAAGUCCGUGGGUGGAGGAGGAGGCGGCGGAGAUGACGGACGUUCCUCGCUGAUGGCGGCGAUCCGUGCGGCUGGCGGGGCGGAGAAGGCCACCCUUCGUUCCGCGCAGGAGAGGAAGUACGACGCCAAGAAGAAGAAGAAGGAAGACGCCGCGGCAGCAGCGGCCGCCGCAGCAGAAGCAGCCGGCGACGCGACCGGAGGAACGGGUGGUGGAGGGAAACCACAGGGGCUCGAUCUUAUGGCGGAUCUUAAGAACUCGUUGGCCAUGAGGAGAAAGGGUAUUUCCGGAAUUCGUGUGGAACCUCGUGGUGGAGGCGGAGGAGGUGGGAAGUCAGUCGGCGGGGGCGUGGGGGACAUCAUGACCCGACUCUCGAGCAUCAUCCCGUCCAAGGAGGACGACGACGACGACGAGGGUGGCGACGAAUCCGAAGAUGAGGUCGAGAACGACGACUGGGACUAAAGAGCAGCAGUAUCGUUAGCUUAUCUACACCGCUUAUCAGAAAAGGUUCCGUGCCCAAAAAUAUUCUUGUCAUCAUUUAAAUAAAAAUAAAUUUAAAUUUAAUAAAUUAUGUACACCUUUCUUCUAUGAAAAACCACCAAAACGCA
Molecule: messenger RNA, 1722 nt
Organism: Folsomia candida
Lineage: Eukaryota; Metazoa; Arthropoda; Collembola; Entomobryomorpha; Isotomidae
Product: WASH complex subunit 1
Exons: 5
Coding region: 95-1576 (493 amino acids)
Biological process (GO): retrograde transport, endosome to Golgi; exocytosis; endocytic recycling
Cellular component (GO): early endosome; WASH complex; recycling endosome
Molecular function (GO): alpha-tubulin binding; actin binding; gamma-tubulin binding
Source: RefSeq, a predicted model, not a curated record